AGGUCCAUGCAAGGCAGGAUCACAGCACAGGCAUUCAGUUUUGACCAGCCGUUCAAGCCCUAUCAAAAGGAUGAAUUUGUUAUGGCAUUUUUUACUGAUCAAAAUGUGAACUCCAGUUUAAAGUUGCUGUCAGCUUCGGGACAAUGGACUACAUUGGGUUCCAAAGUGACACAAAUUGAAGCUACUGUGGUACCCUGUACACAGAUUUCCAUGUCAUUUUUCGAUCGGCUAUAUUCCCAAGGAGUUGUUAGAGAAACUGGAGAUAUUGUGCAGUGUUGCCAUGACUAUUAUGAUGAUAUUCUUGUAUCGGAUGAAUUAAGGAAGGUCUUGCUUCUGAAGGAUUCAGACCAUUAUGAUUUAUUUAGUCAAUUGGACCGUGAGGAAUUCCUGUUCUGUCUUUUUAAGCAUUUUUGCAUUGGAGGAACUAUUUGCCAGUUUGAAGAUGUAGUUGACCCAUAUUUAGAAACAACAAAAGCGUUUUAUAGAGACUUGGUGAGUGUUCAAAAGAAUCCUGAAACAAAAGAAAUAGGAGUUAUUUCUACAGUCUUCAGAGUGUCUGCAUAUGAUGCUAAUGGCCUGUGCUACCCUUCAAGCAAAAGCCACGAACAGACUUUUGCCUACUUGAUCGUGGAUCCCUGCAAGCGACACGUGUAUACUCUGUAUCACCAUGUCGGUGCGAGUGUGUUUACUAACUAGUUACAAACCUGGCUGGUCCCCAGUUUUAUAAUGGAGUUGGCCUUCUCUCUGCACGGAUUCAGGUAGAAAUUGCAAAGUUUUCUUACGAGGAAGCAUGAGCUCCUUCAUCCCACACUGGGAAGUGCUUCCCGUUCACGCACGUUACUGCGGGGUUUGGCCAGUUUUGGCGUAGUUAUAGUUCACGGAGCUGUUUUCUCGGCCGUUUUUCCCCCUUUCCUCACCCGUUUGAUCUAAUAAAAAGCGUUUCUCUGGA
Acanthisitta chloris (rifleman) is the source of this 949-nucleotide messenger RNA. It is a transcript of the gene CFAP300, whose product is annotated as chromosome unknown open reading frame, human C11orf70. The transcript has 6 exons. The record is from RefSeq and is a predicted model, not a curated record. NCBI's taxonomy places the organism in Eukaryota, Metazoa, Chordata, Aves, Passeriformes, Acanthisittidae. The coding region runs from base 7 to 696 and encodes 229 amino acids.